CAUAUUGUGAGGACCACACCACGCCCUUAUGUAUAUGAAUAUGAUGUAAUACAUAUCGCCAUUAUUAUGUAUAUAAAAAUGAUGUGAUUAGGCCGUGGGUCUAGAUAAUGUCCAAACAACGCACUUAAUAAUAUUUUCUCUCCGGUGGGACCUGCCUCGACAGCUACGCUUAGCUCCCGAUAUCUAUCUUCCCAUGCGACUUUUACAUCACCCCAUCUGCGCAUUCAUCUCAGCCGUCCAUAUUCCAACCCGCUUGCCGACUAUUUCAGCACAACUAAUCCCGUCCUAUUUUAUACCGCGAAAACAUUUUAGAAGGCACGUUCCGGACACGUGUGGUUCUCCAAUUCGUUGAAAUCCUCUCCCUCUCCCAGAAGGAUAUCCCCUCCUAUCCCAUUCAUUCCAUCUGGGCGGCACAGCCUCCUACCUUUCCUCGAUCGUUUAUUUCAGCCGCCGCAGAGAGAAUCGAGAUAGAAAAAUGGGAGGCAAAGGUGUGGAAGGCGGGGGAGCCUACUGGGAACUAGAAGCGCGGAAGUGCGACGGCUGCAAGGGGCCGCCGGCGGCGGCGGUGCUCUUCUGCAGGGCUGAUGCCGCUUUCCUCUGCGCCACUUGCGAUGCGCGCGUGCACGGCGCGAAUAAGCUCGCUUCCCGGCACGAGCGCGUCUGGCUCUGCGAGGUGUGCGAGCAAGCGCCGGCCGCAGUCACCUGCAAGGCUGACGCCGCCGCACUCUGCUCCGCUUGCGACGCUGAUAUCCACACAGCCAAUCCCCUCGCAAGCCGCCACCAACGAGUGCCUGUGGUUCCCUUGUUUGAAUCCCCUGUCCCCGACCCGAGCCUCCUUUAUGAUGCCGAUGAUGGCGAAGAAGACAGCGCUGGUGCUGCAUCUUGGAUACUGCCUGCUCCGGCGAAGGAUACGGUUCAAGGAAAAAUGAAAUCGGCGGACUGCUUCACCGAUGUCCAUCCGUACCUGGAUCUGGAGUACGGUUCGUCGGUGGAAGCCGGGAUUUAUCAGUCUGACAGCGUCGUGCCGGCGGGAGCGGGAGCUUCGUCAGGUCUCAUCAUGCUCGAUUUCGGUAAAUCCAAGCCGAAGACGCAUAGCUACACCAUCAGUCACAGUAUGUCGUCAUCAGAGGUGGCAGUGGUGCCGGACGGUGGCGGUAGCGCCAUGGCGGACGUGUCUAAUUGUGCCGGCGGCAGCGGCGGCGUGGGGGAGAGAUCGACGAUGAUGGAUCGGGAGGCGAGGGUGAUGAGAUACAGGGAAAAGAGAAAGAACAGGCGGUUUGAGAAGACCAUACGCUACGCGUCGAGGAAGGCGUACGCAGAGACGAGACCGAGAAUAAAGGGGAGGUUUGCUAAGAGGACGGAAGUAGAGUUGGAGAUCGAUCAGAUCUACUCGUCGGCGGCCGCCGCCACGGCUGCUUUCAUAGAAUCUGUUCAAGACUACGGCGUAGUUCCAUCCUUCUAAGACAUCAUGCGAACUCUAUCACUCUGCUUUCGCCAUGAUUGACUGCAAGAAGCGUAGUGCCGUUUGUGGGAGUGAAAUCAUCGUAGUCGGAGCAGAUAAAGGCUCCUUGUUUUUGCAGCCUUCUUAAUUAUUGUAUACUUUUUGGAUAUUUCGACUUUUUCCGAUUCUGAUAAUUGCCAUUCGCUUCCCCGUGCGUUAA
Phalaenopsis equestris is the source of this 1661-nucleotide messenger RNA. Its product is annotated as zinc finger protein CONSTANS-LIKE 4-like. The transcript has 3 exons. Bases 476 to 1462 code for a protein of 328 amino acids. The record is from RefSeq and is a predicted model, not a curated record. Gene Ontology annotation, biological process: regulation of photoperiodism, flowering; regulation of flower development. Lineage: Eukaryota; Viridiplantae; Streptophyta; Magnoliopsida; Asparagales; Orchidaceae. Gene Ontology annotation, molecular function: protein binding; zinc ion binding. Gene Ontology annotation, cellular component: nucleus.